AAAUAGUACUCUUUAGUCGCCUUUCUGGCCAUCUGUAGUGCAUAAAGAGAGAAAGAAUUUCACACAAAGACUGUCGGAAGACGUUUAGUGUGAUAUAUCACAAUUCUUUCUCUCUCUUUCUCGUUAUAAGUUUGACACACAAAACAUUAUUUGCCAUAUAAGUUGUCUCGAAACAAGAAGCGAUUUGACGUACAAGACUUUUCUGGUGCGAUUUUUCCGUGAAUUUAUAGAGAAAUAGCUUAUUAGUUUCGUUGUGUCAUAAGGGUAGAUCGGCAAAAAUGGUGGUGAAGGUGUACAUAAGCGGCAUGUCCGGCAAUAAGGAGGUGAAGAAGCGACAGCAGCGCGUCCUCAUGAUUCUCGACAGUAAAAACAUCCCGUACGAAGUUGUGGACAUCGCGGAGCCUGGCAAGGAGGCGGAGAAGGAGUUCAUGCACACCAAUUCGACCAGCACUGGAGCCACUGGCAGCGAUCCAUCGCCACGGCAUCCGCUUCCGCCUCAGAUCUACAACGAUGCAGACUACUGUGGAGACUACGAUGGCUUCGACUUGGCCAACGAGGUGGACACACUGGAGCAGUUCCUGAAGGUUGAGCCGGCAGUCUCGACGGCGGAGAUCGAACUGUCCACGGCAAAGGACAAGAACGGACACGUGGAGGAAGAGAACAAGGAGAACAGCGAAGAGACCGAAAACAGAGAGAAUGUUGAGAAGGAAAGGCCAGCAGAGAAUGGCGAGGCAGAACCCAAAAAGGGAGCAGAAAAUGAGGCUAAGGAGAAUGGAGAAGUUGAAGAGGAGGAGAUCGAUGAUAUCUUUGGAGAUCAAGAAGAAACAAAGAAGGAAGUGAAGAAGGCCGAUGCCGAGAAGAAAGAAAAUGAUGAAAAUGAAGAGAACAACAAGGAAUCUGAAGCUGAAGAAGACGAUGCCAAGGAGGCAAAUGAAACCAAAGCAAGCGAAGAUGAGGAAGCAGAGACGAAAGAAGCUUUACCAAACAAUGACGAAAGUAUUGAGGACAAGCCAAAAGAUGAAGAAGCUAAAGAGACUGAAGAUUCCACGGCAGACGAGGAGGAAGAAGCCAGCGAAGAAGAGGAGGAAGUGGAAGAAGAAAUUGAGGAAGAAGAGGAGGAAGAGAAAGUCGAGGAGGUGGUCAAUGCGACAGAGGAGGAGCCCAAAAGCACACAAGAUGAUGCCGAAAAUCCGCCAGAUCCGAGUGAACAAGAGACGCAAUCUCAAGAAGAGACUCAGAGCUUAGAUAAGGAAAACACCGAGGCAAAUGAAAGCAUCCCAGUUGAAGAGAAUCCGAAGGAGAAUGGAAAUGCAAAAGAGGAUGGAGAGGAAAAUUGAUAUUCCUGCUUUGCUGAAAGGGGACUUCGGGGGAUCCUAUCUAUACUCUAUAAAACACUCCCACAUCAGACAUUUACUCUUCUUCUUGCUCACUCUCCACACAUUCUCUUCAGGCUGGAAUCUUUACUCUUACGGAGUAUCUAACGAGCAUAAGACACAACGAAACAAUGAAAUCACGUGAAAUUGAUAAUAAAAUACAAAAAAAAAUAAUUCAGAAGAA
Molecule: messenger RNA, 1557 nt
Organism: Phlebotomus argentipes
Lineage: Eukaryota; Metazoa; Arthropoda; Insecta; Diptera; Psychodidae
Product: SH3 domain-binding glutamic acid-rich protein-like
Exons: 5
Coding region: 279-1337 (352 amino acids)
Cellular component (GO): cytoplasm
Source: RefSeq, a predicted model, not a curated record